AUUCAUGCACGGUAAUCGUCUUAGUUCAUUAAAUUCCCUUAUUAGAGUUGUCGUUUUAUUUUUCAAACCAAAAGGAACCGUCGUUCCGGAAAAGAUAUAUAUAUAUAUACGAAAAAGCGGUGAAUGAGCAAGUGGCGCCAUUUCGCAUUACCAACUUCUGAGUGAGUACUGAUUUUUCAAUUUCUCUCAUUCUUCCUUUCUCUCAUCGCGCGCUUUUGCGCAUUUUUUUUUCUCGUUUUUCUCUCACAUGAAGAGGAUUAGAGAUCCAACAAUCGAUUAAAAGCUACUGUUUUAAUUCCAUACUCCAACUUCACCACCUUCGGAGUAGGACAUUUGUUGUUGCUUUAGAGAGAGUACUCUUCAAGAAGAAUGAAAAUGGACUCUAGAGUUUUCUGCAAAAAAAAGGUGUCUGGAUUUUUUCCUGAGGAUGGUGCCAUCUUCAUGUCAAAUAGAAGUACCUUGAAAGAAUGUUUUGAGAGAAGUUUGUUUGGGCUACCGGAUACUUUUUCCGGUUUUGUUAAAAACGUCAAGGCAGGAAUGAUUUUGUUCCUUUUCGAAUUUGAAGAAAGGAAACUUUAUGGGGUUUUUAAAGCGAUAACAGAUGGUGGCAUGAACAUUGUUCCUCAUGCAUAUGCUUCAUCAGGAAAGCAGUACCCUUCACAGGUUGUAAUCUUUAUUUUCUUGUUAUUCUUGCCUUUUUCCAACUCAAAAUUCCCACAGAUUUGGCACAUUGGUUUUUUAUUUUUACGUGUGGGUAUAUUUUGCUUCUCAUGUUAUUUUGAUAAGUAUUUAUUUUUAGAAUAUUCUUAUUUUUAUGAGUUCAUAUAUGUUUAUGGUUUUAACCAGGUUAAAUUCACCACAAUCUUACAUUGUGACCCUCUUUUUGAAGAUGAAUUUUGUGAUGUAAUUCGGGAUAAUUACUUCAGCACCUACAAAUUCAAUUUUGGUUUGUGUAAAGACCAGAUAGAAGGUCUUAUGUGGCUUUUCAAUUCAAGAAAACAUGAAGUUCCACACUCUCUUCAUCAGAAGAGAAAGAGAAAAAGAAAGUGGGAUUUUCAGAUUAUAGAAAACGAACUAAUGAAAGGGAGGUUUACCAACACUCAGAAAAGGAAGCUCGUGUCUAACGACGGAGCAUCAGUAACUGAUGAGCAAGAGGUGGAAAAUCUUUCUUUGUCUCCCAGGUCUUGUGGAAACUGUAAAAGCAUCCAAUUCCAUGAUGAUGCUUAUGAUCCUGAAAACCCUGGCUUUAAUCAUUCAGUAGGAUCUGGGGCUCACUCUGCUGCUAGCUAUGAAUCACACGAGCUUCCUUCAUUUCAAAAUAAGAAAGGAAACCUCCCUAUUCUUGAGGAAGAGACUGAAGAUUUUAUACCCUUGUGUUCAACAGACAAUUCUGACCUUGAAGAUGGAGAGCUUGAUGAUUUCAGCGAGUCUUCAGAAGAGAAACAGAUAGGGUUAGAUAUGCUUGAGGGAAACGAAGUUUCUUAUAUCCCUGUACCACGAUUUCUGAUGAGUGAUAAAGAAUCUAACAGGUUAUGUGACUCUUCACCCACUGGUGUAAGUAACUUACAGUCCAAAGAUGAAACUGACACCCUUCCCUCAAAGGGUAUGUAUUCCGAUAAAACCAAAAAUAGAACCAGUGUGUUUUCAAGGUUAAAUUUUUUGUCAAAGGGUAUUACUUCAGAGAAUCAGAAUGAUAUCAAUGGAAAGGACAUCGCAAAGUAUCACUAUCGAUAUGGAUAUCAGAAAAUGGAAGAGGUCGCUCAACAGAUUGAAGAUGGCAGAAUGUAUAAAAGAGCUAGUGUGUUUAUGCGCUUGACCAGUGUUUCUGAUACUGUUCCCCAAAUCCAUUCCAUGACAGGACUGGACGACGGAACUAGAUGGUGGAAGAAGGAUGAAGAGAUGAAAGGAGACAGCGGAGGGGACGUCGAAGCAAUUGGUGGUUGGAUAUCUCCAAAGGACACCAACAUUUAAGUGAGAAGUUGUUCAGUGAGGGUGAGGCUAAUAGAAUAAAAGUGUACAUGGAUUCUGGGUGCUCAUGGCAGCUCAAUCAAAUACUUUUGGCGGAAAAGUUGUUAGUUCAGCAAUCAUCUCAUGCGUUUAUUGGGGCCAGGUGCAGCACGAAGUUUGAUCCUAAAUUUUAAGGUGUGUGUGGUUCCUGAUUUGGGUUGCCCUUUUGAGUUUGGCCUCCAGGUAUAACUUGGAACAUCUGCACUUUGCAUAAGUGCUAAAAUGUAGAAAUAAUUGAGAAGAAAAACAUCUCUCUAAAUUGUAUGAUUCAUUUUCCUUUAGAUUUCAAAUGAUUUAGACAAUAACCAUUGAGCCUUGAUUGUAUGGGUGUUUAGAGGGAACGGUGAAUAGUGAAAGCUCCAUGAUUGCUUAAGUUUCAUGAUUAGGUGAUGGGUAAAAUGUAGGGGUUACUGGUGUUAAAAUCACCUAUUGAUGCAAUUUUAUUUUCUGGCCUGUUUUUUUUUUAUUAGUUUUAUUACUUAAUUUAUUA
Molecule: messenger RNA, 2497 nt
Organism: Lathyrus oleraceus (garden pea)
Lineage: Eukaryota; Viridiplantae; Streptophyta; Magnoliopsida; Fabales; Fabaceae
Exons: 5
Coding region: 370-1971 (533 amino acids)
Source: RefSeq, a predicted model, not a curated record